Phalaenopsis equestris is the source of this 434-nucleotide messenger RNA. Its product is annotated as protein N-terminal glutamine amidohydrolase-like. Gene Ontology annotation, cellular component: cytosol; nucleus. Gene Ontology annotation, molecular function: protein-N-terminal asparagine amidohydrolase activity; protein-N-terminal glutamine amidohydrolase activity. The annotation marks the transcript as partial. Lineage: Eukaryota; Viridiplantae; Streptophyta; Magnoliopsida; Asparagales; Orchidaceae. The record is from RefSeq and is a predicted model, not a curated record. The transcript is spliced from 2 exons.
AGGAUUUUACGGGUGAUUCAUGCUCCAAUUUUUCUCCAGCAUUUUACAUCUAAUAGAACACACAUGAGGAAUCCUGAUGGAAAUUGGAUUGCUCCACCUCCAAAUUAUGAACCAAUUAAAGCUCAAGAUGGAAGCAAAGAUAACCUUGAUGAAUAUAUUCGGAUUUGUGCUGCUGAUGUUAUGACUGAUAUUAAUGCUUCGGUCGAUGGCAUAUACUCGAACAAGUAUGGUGUCUUGAUUAGUGAAGACAAAUUGGAGGCAUUCUUUUCUUUCAUACAUUAGAGACGUCCUUGAUUAGUGAAGCCAUGUUCUAUAUAUUUAUUAUAAUCUAUUCUUUUUAUCAUUGGCCAUUUAAAGAUUAAUAUACAUGGAAAGUGUCAGUCAUGCCCACUUUUAGCUGCACCCAACAAUCCCAUGGUUAUUAUGUAAUACGG